Molecule: messenger RNA, 2396 nt
Organism: Haliotis rufescens (red abalone)
Lineage: Eukaryota; Metazoa; Mollusca; Gastropoda; Lepetellida; Haliotidae
Exons: 7
Coding region: 48-1250 (400 amino acids)
Biological process (GO): cell surface receptor signaling pathway; negative regulation of T cell proliferation; positive regulation of T cell proliferation
Cellular component (GO): external side of plasma membrane
Source: RefSeq, a predicted model, not a curated record
UUUGUACGUACGACAGGCAGAGUGCAUGGCCCUUGCCAUUCAGCAGCAUGGAGUACUUUUCUCGGACAAUACUCUACGUCGUACUCGCUGAGUGGGGCUUCGCUGGGUGCCAGAUCAUCCUAGACAUCAAGCCGAAGAUAAUUCGUCCAGGCAGUUCUCGACCCGUGACUAUACGAUGCCACCUUGAUUUGGUACUCUCGAGGACGGACACGGUGUACUCGAUAAUGCUUAAGAAAGGAGGGAGUUCCGUGGCUAUUUUAUUUCAGGAUGGAAGCAUUGAGAUGACGGAAUCAAAGUUCACUGCCAAUGGUUCGGUGGCCACAGAAUCUUUCUCCACUGCUUUUCUUCAAUUGUCUCUGGAUGACGUCACGUGUAUGGAUAAGGGAGAGUACUCUUGUAGCAUGGCAGUUCGACGUUUGUAUAACAGCAAAGAGCUUGGACCUGUUACAUCUCGUUUGGAAGUCAAGGGUGACCCCAGCGGUAUUUCCCUCACAAUGACCCCGGGCAGACCUGCCUACACUGAAGGCGAAGUGGUCAACAUUACCUGCUCUGUGUUGAAGAACUACGAGGAAGCCGAUUGGUCGUGGUCUUUGCCAAAUCAAAACAACCACAAUGUAUCGAACAAUUGCACAUACGAUGAAUCUGAAUGUUUACACAUGUGUUCAAGCUCUAUAGAAUAUACUGUCACCAGAAAAGACGCCGGAAGUCCUAUCAAAUGUCUAAAUGGGGAACUCAAAAAUGAAAUACAAUUAAACCUGUCACAUUCUCCAAACCUUAAAGAUCUUGUGUCUCUCCAACACAUACAUCCAAACGUCUCCACGUCAUUUCCAGAUUCAUCAAAAGAACAGACAACUAACGUUACAGUCACAAACAAGUCACUUGUCUCCUCAGCAAUCACACACCCAGACAGUGGAGGAAUAGGACUGAUGGUGCUAUAUGUUCUUGUGUCGGCGUUUGCUGUUAUCCUUGUUUUCACACUGCUCCAUCUCUUUUUAUCAGAUCGGAAAUGUAAAUGCCAACACUCUUCUUCAAACAACUGUUCCGAGUCGCAUCACACCGAGAGUCACCGCAUCAAGCGAGCAGGAAGUAAAGUGAUAAUCAUUCACGCCAGAAACAUGUCAAGUGUCCCUCCUCACAAGGACAUAGGAGACCAUGAGGCAGCCUAUCUUCAUCCUGAAGAUCCUACCGAUGGCAGCAUGUUGCAGAACCAAGGCCUUCACACUGAACCCGUCUAUGAGGAAAUUGAAUAGCUAACACUUAAGGAUGUAGAUCUGAAUGUACGAUGUUUCAUUAUUCAGCCAUGCUGUCACUUAAAAUCUGAUGUUUCAAGACGUGUGAGUGACGGUGAGUGACAUAGCUCAACUGUACAAUAUCAGUUUUCACGAGAAGGAGAAAGGUGUUCCAUGCAUAGAGCAUGAAACGAGAAUCGACGUAACACUCAAGCACAGCCAAAGGUUACCUGCAGAAACGGUUGUCUACCUGAGCACACGUGUUUCUAUACUUUGGCGGUGCAGAUUUGUUUUCAAUGUUGAAAUAAGUAGCUUGUUUGACUUUCCAAGUUGACAUUUAUAGCUUAUGGACAUCAUGAAAUUGUGUUUGCAUUUAUGACUAUCAUGUUUGAUUUACAGCCACCUGCAUAUGCAUAAGACAAAAUAGAAGAUGUAUUUUAGUAUUGUAUUUUGUUUAUUGUGUGUUUAAUAUUUUUUACGUGACAAAAAUAUAGUAUUUAUUUACCUGGUCUAUUUCAAACAGAAUAAAUUAUCAUUGGCACAAAACUGCAUUUUGCCCUUCAAACUAGAGUUUCCAAAAUGAAAAAAAACAUCACUUAUGAACUCAUUCAAUACCCACUGAUAUAUAAUGGGGUCAUCUGGGCAGCUUGUAACAUGUGGCAAAUGUCCUUUUUAAAUUAUCAUGUCCUCAUUCCUCACAUUUAUGUUUAAGCAUAAGCAUCCGACACAUCAAGCAUAGAAACAAUUCGUCCAAAUGUGAUUGACUGUGUGCCGGAAUGUCCAAAAGAGUAACUUGUGUACCCCGCCAAGGUCUGAGUUUGGCUGAAUUGCACAUAUCAUAAGUUUUAUAUGCACGUUUUCUUUUGAUUGAUUUUCCAUGUUAUCUCCAAUCCAUAUUAAUCAUGACAUAUUUUGAAAGUUUGAGUAGAAUUUGUACCGCCAUAUUUUACAUUCCUGGACUUUUGUUUGCAAAUGCCAACAUUAUUAUUUGUAACUUAACUUCUUCAUUGUAAAAUCGGCAUUUUCGAUGAUUGCGUUAUAGCUCUGCUCUCUGUAUUUGUCAUGUGGAAUAAAUGCGCUUGUAAGUUUUCAAGCUGUAAAUAAGAAUAUAAAAAUCGAUUUUGUAGCUGUCCAUUACACAAAACUUGCAUCAUUCUCAGUAUCCGG